This is a messenger RNA of Lycium ferocissimum, 1481 nucleotides long. Its product is annotated as putative hydrolase C777.06c. The coding region runs from base 73 to 1173 and encodes 366 amino acids. The record is from RefSeq and is a predicted model, not a curated record. NCBI's taxonomy places the organism in Eukaryota, Viridiplantae, Streptophyta, Magnoliopsida, Solanales, Solanaceae. The transcript is spliced from 13 exons.
GUUCCUACAUACAAGUCCAACAGUUGAAACCAAACCAAACCGGUACGGCCAGUUUAGCUCCCGUCGUUACAAAUGGCGGCCUUUCUCGGAAUAGUUCGUCCUCCUUUUCAUACACUCUUCUCUAUAACCCGUUCCACUCGCCAAUUUUCUUGCACCAGUAAUAAUUCAAUCUUAAUUUCAACAAAAAGGAAAUCUCAAUUCAAAUCCGUCUUCACUGCUUUUCUUCAUUCCAGUUCUACAAGUUCGCAAAAUGGAGCUGAGGUAUCUGCAAACCAAUCUGAGAUAAUAUUUAUCGGAACCGGUACAAGUGAAGGAAUUCCACGAGUGAGCUGCCUCACUAACCCCUUGAAGACUUGUCCUGUGUGCACUAAAGCUACUGAACCGGGUAACAGAAAUAGGAGAAUGAACACUGGCAUCCUUGUUCGCCAUACCAGGCCCUCUGGCAACUGUAACAUUCUUAUAGAUGUCGGCAAGUUCUUCUACCAUAGUGCUCUGAGAUGGUUUCCUGCUUAUGGGAUAAGAACAAUUGACGCGGUCAUUAUAACUCAUUCUCAUGCUGAUGCAAUAGGAGGUAUGGAUGAUCUUCGCGAUUGGACUAACAAUGUCCAGCCCUCUGUUCCUAUUUAUGUGGCCAGUCGUGACUUUGAGGUGAUGAAGAAAACUCACUAUUAUUUGGUAGACAAAAGUGGUAUCAUUCCGGGAGCUGCAGUCUCAGAGUUGCAAUUUAACAUCAUAAAGGAAGAUCCAUUCGUUGUACAUGAUCUUGAGAUAAUUCCUUUACCAGUGUGGCAUGGCUCUGGUUAUCGUUCUUUGGGCUUUCGAUUUGGGAAUACUUGUUAUAUCAGCGAUGUAAGUGAUAUACCCGAGGAAACUUACCCGCUUCUGCAGGACUGUGAACUCCUUAUCAUGGAUGCUUUGCGGCCAGAUAGAUCUUCCUCAACACAUUUUGGCCUUCCAAGGGCUCUGGAUGAAGUGCGGAAAAUCAAACCAAAAAGAACACUUUUCACUGGCAUGAUGCAUCUCAUGGAUCAUGAAGUAGUAAAUGAAAGGCUACUGAAACUGAAGGAGACGGAAGGCAUCGAUGUGCAACUUAGCUAUGAUGGGCUUCGAGUACCAGUGAGCUUGCAGGCUUUCAGGUCUGACUCGACAAACCUGGCUAUUCUUUCUGAAUAAAUGAAGAUCGUUCAGAAUUUUGCAUCACAAUUCUUUGGGGCCAAUGUGGAGGCCCCGCUAAUUCUUGCAUAUGCAUAUUUUAAUUUCUGUUAUAUGGGAGGAAAACAACUACACUUUGUUUACCAAAAACAAUUUACGAGCACAAAUUGGAGAUGUUAUUUUGAAUCGGAAGAUUGAUCUAGGAUUUUAAGUGGGCGGUUGCAAAAUACAAUUGCAUCCACGAACAUUAUUAUUUUGUGAUGGUGUAUGCAGACUGCAAACUCAAUAUGAAUAUAUAAUUUCAAGAAUAUACAUUUUGAGCUCUUUCA